CUGUGAGCCAGACAUGCUGCAGCGUGUUCUGACGUAUGUCAAGAACUUCUUCUGCAGCCUGGAUAAUAGUCAGAAGAUCUUGUCCAGGAGCAUCUAUACAGAGCUGCUCUGUCAUGAAUCAGUGGCUGAGACUGUGAGACAGAACUUUGUGGGCAGUCUGUCCAGUUGGAUCAGGGAGCCCAACAUCGUCAUCAAGGAAAUCGGGCUCCGUGGGAUCCGUAACCUAGCACUGCACCCAGGAAAAUCAGACACUUUGAAGACCCUGGUUCCCUCCUUGGAAGAACUCCUGAAGGAUGACGAGUGGCGAGUAAGGGCAGAGGCGGUGAAGGCCCUACAGAACAUCACCCACCACGGGAACAGAGAGGACAUCAAGCUGGUCAUUGGCAGCAUCACUGAGCAACUGCUUUCACUCCUUAAUGAUGAGAAGGACGAGGUGAGGAUCUCAGCCACCUCUGCCCUGGGCCACAUAUUAUGGCGAGUUACAAAUUGCAAGCCCGGAUCUGCCCUCCGAAAACAAAUCAACAGCCUCUUAGUCCCGCUGUUGCUCAGCUUGCAGGACAACAACACUGAUGUAGUCAAGGCCUGUGGAAGGGCCCUGACUGAAUGGACCAAAGUGAUGGGCUGGCUGCCAUUGACACACCUAUUCCAAGAUACCAACCUCCAUGAUCACAUCCAUGUGCUGGAAGAAACAUGCAAGUACCUGGUGAGUGAGAGUCUCUGAGGAAGCCAGACCACAGUAUUCAGAUUAGGGACUCAGUGACAGGCCUAGUGAGUAAAGAGGAGAGAAGACAU
This is a messenger RNA of Phyllostomus discolor (pale spear-nosed bat), 792 nucleotides long. RefSeq lists its product as uncharacterized. NCBI's taxonomy places the organism in Eukaryota, Metazoa, Chordata, Mammalia, Chiroptera, Phyllostomidae. The transcript is spliced from 5 exons. The record is from RefSeq and is a predicted model, not a curated record. Gene Ontology annotation, molecular function: protein binding. Gene Ontology annotation, cellular component: cytoplasm. The coding region runs from base 14 to 721 and encodes 235 amino acids.